This is a messenger RNA of Rhododendron vialii, 2734 nucleotides long. RefSeq names its product U-box domain-containing protein 17. Bases 332 to 2548 code for a protein of 738 amino acids. NCBI's taxonomy places the organism in Eukaryota, Viridiplantae, Streptophyta, Magnoliopsida, Ericales, Ericaceae. Gene Ontology annotation, cellular component: nucleus; cytoplasm. The transcript has a single exon. The record is from RefSeq and is a predicted model, not a curated record. Gene Ontology annotation, molecular function: ubiquitin-protein transferase activity; protein binding. Gene Ontology annotation, biological process: protein ubiquitination.
UGGAGAGCUAUACAGAGAGAGGAGAGAGAGAGAGAGAGAGAGGGAAAAAAAAAAACAAAAACAAAAAAGCAAUAGAUACCCCUUCAAUUCAGUCAAUCGAAAGGAAAUCCCACCCACUUCUUCUCCUCCUCCUUCCUAUCACGCGGAUUCCUCAUUAAACUCCCAUAGACUUCCUUCUUCCCAUCACAGACAGGAAUUCAAAUCCCAUUUCCCAAUUUAUUGCCGUGAUUUCUAGCAGCUAAGAAAGCUACAGCCUAUUUCAAUUCAUUCUAUAUUUGCAUAUCCUACGAAUACAUACCUAUAGAGAGAGAUAUAGAGGAAUUAUUGGGUUAUGGCAUCGGCGGCGAUAUUCUCCUCGAUGAGGCGGCGCCGGUCGCCGUCGCUGGACGCGUUCCUGGCGCCGGUGGAUCUGACCGACGUGGCGCUCGUCGAAACCCUAAUCGCCGUGGCGGCCGACCUCAUCGCUUCCUUCUCCUGCAAAACGCCGCCGUUCCAGCGCAAGAAUUCACGCUCCCUCAUCCGAAAGGCCGAGGUAUUCGUCCUCCUCUUAGAAUACCUUCGCGAUUCUUCUUCGACCUUCGCUAACAAUAACAACAACAGUAACAAUUACAACAGCAAUAGCAAUAACAAUCUCUCUCCGACGCUGAUUCUCUGUUUUAAAGAACUCUACCUGUUGUUCUACCGGUCCAAAAUCCUCCUCGACUUCUGCUUCAAUUCGAGCAAGCUCUGGCUGUUGCUCCAAAACCAUUCCAUCUCGGGUCAUUUCCACGACCUAAAUCAGGAGAUCUCCACGCUCUUGGACGUCUUCCCUUUCCAAGAGCUGGAUCUCAACCCUGACGUCAGGGAACAAGCUGAAUUAUUGCAAACACAGGCCAAGCGGUCCAAACUCUUGAUUGACCAACGCGACGAGGCGUCGAGACUUGAGUUCUAUUCGUUUCUCGAUGAGUUUGAGAGGGAUAUGGUACCUGAUCCGGUUGAGUUGUAUUCGUUCUUCGUGAAGAGGUUGGGGAUUCAGGGCGCAAGGGGGUUCAGGGUUGAGAUUGAGUUCUUGGAGGAGCAGAUUUUGAACCACCAGGGGGACGUGGAGCCGACCGUGUCGGUGCUUGAUGGUUUCGUGGCUCUGGUUAGGUAUUCCAGGUUCUUGUUGUUCGGGUUUGAGGAGGAUGAAGAGGUGGAACUGAGGGCUGGGAAACAAAAGAAGAAGCAGAGGAAAGGGUUGAUUAAUAGGGAAAUCGGGGAGACGUUUAUCAAGGUUCCGAAGGACUUUUGUUGCCCGAUAUCGUUGGAUUUGAUGACAGAUCCCGUCAUAAUUUCGACGGGACAGACUUACGAUCGAGCUCCCAUAUCAAGGUGGAUAGACGAAGGCCAUUAUACCUGCCCAAAGACGGGGCAAAUGCUUGUUCACGCCCGGAUCGUUCCUAAUCGGGCUCUAAGGAACUUGAUUAUGCAAUGGUGCAUUGCUCAUGGAAUUCCUUAUGACCCACCGGAGAAUCCAGACUCUUCUGCUGAAGCUUUUGCACCGGCUUCAGCUACCAAGGCUGCAAUGGAAGCUAACAAAGCCACUGCAAAUCUUCUCAUUCAACAGUUAGUAAAUGGGUCACAGGGAGCGCAAACCAUUGCUGCACGUGGGAUACGUUUGUUAGCGAAAACUGGGAGAGAAAACAGGGCUUAUGUUGCAGAGGCCGGGGCGAUCCCCCAUCUGAAAUCACUGCUUUUUUCUUCGAAUGCAGUAGCACAGGAGAAUUCCGUGACAGCAAUACUCAAUUUGUCUAUAUUCGACAAGAACAAGAGCCGGAUAAUGGAUGACGAAGAUUGUUUAGGAUCUAUUGUUCGAGUUUUGCGAUUUGGGCACACUACUGAGGCGAGAGAAAAUGCUGCAGCGACGUUGUUUAGCCUUUCUGCGGUCCACGAAUACAAAAAGAGAAUAGCUGAUGAAGAUGGGGCAGUUGAAGCUUUAGCGAGUUUGUUGAUAGAUGGUACACCAAGAGGAAAAAAGGACGCCGUCACAGCCUUGUUCAAUUUAUCCACGCACAUAGAUAAUUGUGCAAAAAUGAUAAAAUCUGGCUCUGUGAACGCAUUGGUGGUGGCUUUGGGAGUGGAAGGCGUGGCGGAGGAAGCAGCUGGGGCAUUGGCAUUGAUAGUUAGGCAGCCCAUGGGGGCUGAAGCGGUGGGGAACGAGGAAACUGUGGUGGCGGGACUAGUGGGAGUGAUGCGGUGUGGGACCCCCAGAGGGAAGGAGAAUGCCGUGGCGGCUUUGCUCGAGUUGUGUAGGAGCGGUGGGGCUGCCACGACUGAGAGGGUGGUUAGGGCGCCAACGUUGGCAGGUUUGAUUCAGGGUUUGCUAUUCACGGGGACAAAGCGGGCCAGGAGAAAAGCAGCAUCGCUUGCUAGGGUUUUCCAGAGGUGCGAGAAUAAUUAUAAUGCGUCCUUGCAUUUUGGUGGAUUGGGAAUGGGUUAUUCGUUUGCAGGGAACUCAGCUGCAAAUAGGGAGACGAGUUUCGCUGGAGAUGUUUCGGUGCCCAUGUCCAUGUCGGUUCAAGUUUUAUAGGGGUAAUUCUCAGCCUUGAGCUAUUGCCCUCCCAAUACAUUAUGUUGCCAAUUUUGUUACAUUCACAAAUUCAUUCAUUUAUGUAUAAAGCAUGAGAAAAGAAAAGUUUUCCAAAUAUCAUGAUGUGCCAGGAAAGAACUGUGUUUUUUGACGUUUUAAUUUCAUAUGUUCGGUGAUUUCUGACGA